GUCAACUUCAUUUCAAAUUUUGUUUUGAUAAUUUUUACCAUUUCGAUACUUAUAUAAACUUUUUCUAGUCAAUAUUUGCUCGAUCCUUAAAAAAUUAAAAUGAGUCGUCGUAAACGCGCUAAGGUUGAAAACCGCGAUUUAGAUGAAAAGUUGAAGCAAGAUGAUUCUGAAUCUGAUCAAUCUGAGAAGAGUAAGAUUACUUCUUCAAGUCCAAAGACGGUUACCGGUCGACGCGAGUCAUCGUCGAGUCGCACGACUGAUUCGAAAAAAGAGGAUAAGCCAAUUGUUAUUGAGGAAACAAAAAGUGAAGAUAUAGAAGAAAUAAACUAUAAAGAGAUGCUUAACAGUUUGGAAGGAGCAGCAUUUCAGUCCAGAUUACCUUUUGACAAAAUGUCUUCUCUGGAAGCUGAGUGUUUCUCAGAUUUACAAGGACCUUCCAGUCAUACCUUUGUACAAAUAAGAAACCGUGUACUAAAGCUUUGGUUUGAAGAUCCCAAGAAGCAGCUUACUUUAGAACAAGCUGUUCGAAAAAUGGAACCGCCUUAUAAUGGUGAUCCUGCUUUGGUGAUAAGAACUCAUGCAUUCUUAGAGAGACAUGGCUUUAUAAAUUACGGUAUAUAUGAGAGAGUGACACCUAUUCCCUCUCCACCCAAAGGGAAACAAAGGCCCAAAGUUAUUAUUAUUGGUGCAGGUGUGUCUGGAUUAGCUGCAGCACGACAGCUUCAGUCAUUUGGUUGUGAGGUUGUGAUAUUGGAAGGUAGAGACAGAGUGGGGGGUAGAGUUGUCACUUAUAGAAAAGGUCCCUACGUUGCUGAUUUAGGAGCUAUGGUAGUAACAGGCUUAGGUGGCAAUCCAGUUACAACCUUGUCGGUUCAAAUGAAUAUGGAGUUACAUAAGAUUAAACAGAAGUGUCCACUGUAUGAAGCAACUGGAAAUCAAGUGCCUAAACAUAAAGAUGAAAUGGUUGAACGUGAAUUUAAUCGUUUGCUAGAUGCUACGUCUUAUUUGUCACAUCAAGUGGACUUUAAUUACUACAAUGACACUCCGGUCUCUCUCGGACAAGCUCUCGAAUGGGUGAUAAAACUACAGCAAAAAAAUGUUAAACACAAGCAGAUCCAGCAAUUGAAAGCUGUGAUAACAUUACAAGAGAAAUUGAAAAACAAUAUAAAUAAAAUGUCCGAUGUAAAAGAACUAUUGAGAUCAAUGAAAGCCGAAAAGGAAGCAUUGCUCAUUGAGAAAGAAAAAGGUAUGGCGACUGGGGAUGCAAGUAUUUUACAAGAGUUCAACUUGCGUCGACUAAACCGGGAAAUGAACCAGCUGUGCAACGAAUACGAGGCUAUGGUUACACAGAACAGCACCAUUGAGGAUAAACUGACGCAACUUGAGACUAAUCCGCCGAGUUCCGUGUACCUAUCGGUACGAGACAGGCAGAUAUUGGAUUGGCACUUUGCUAAUUUGGAGUUUGCGAAUGCAACACCGCUAGGAAACCUUUCUCUAAAGCACUGGGAUCAAGAUGAUGACUUCGAGUUUACAGGGAACCAUUUGACAGGUAUGCAAUCCGCAUCAAUACGAGUUGAAAUGACUCAUCUUGGGAGUAUGCAGGUUUUUAAACUAAAUAUCUGUUUGCAAUAUCUAUAUUAAUUAUUUUAAAUAUCGUUAUGUCGAUUAAUCAUUAGUUUAAGUAGGUAUAUUAUUUAAAUAGCUACCUGGAUAGACUUCGUUCUGUCAAAAGUUAAUAGUAUUUUUAAUAAUAAUAUUUUUAAUUUUUUUUAAGUAUUAAAACCUUUUGUGGAAUGAACAUAACGUGGAAGAAACAU
Melitaea cinxia (Glanville fritillary) is the source of this 1817-nucleotide messenger RNA. RefSeq names its product lysine-specific histone demethylase 1A-like. The record is from RefSeq and is a predicted model, not a curated record. NCBI's taxonomy places the organism in Eukaryota, Metazoa, Arthropoda, Insecta, Lepidoptera, Nymphalidae. The transcript has 11 exons. Bases 100 to 1641 code for a protein of 513 amino acids. Gene Ontology annotation, molecular function: oxidoreductase activity; protein binding.